CGAGGGAAGACAAAUUUCUACCAGGCACCAUGACCAUGUAGCAAUAGACUGAUUUUGCGAUUUUCGUCGCUACCUUAACUUCCCCACCGCCCUGACAAUUUAGGCGUGAUCCCACGACGCGACACGGCCAUCCCACCUCCGCCCCGCCCCCACCAUGGCCGACUCUACCUACAGCGCCGAAGAGGCGCGCCCCGUCUUCUACAUUGGAGAGCAUGAGACAAAGCGACCGCUGCCUGUUACGGCAGAGCUUGUGCACCAUGCACAGGACCUCGGUUAUGACAUGCUUACGACUCCGAUUACGAAUGACAACUUCCAUUCGCGCGUGUUGAGCCUGUUGCGCUCAUACACUCAUGCCACCGAGGGCUCGGCCCAGGCGCAACCGCUACCGUUGAUACCCGCGCUGGAAGACGUUGAUACCCCGUUGGUGCCAGACCAUCUUAUAUCGCAGCUGGUCGCAUUCACAAGCUCUUGGAUAGACCUUGGCUCAUCCGACCCUGUCAUUGCGCACCUUUCACGACAGGUAUUCCACUUGGAAAUUCAAUAUGCUGCAUUCUGCGGAGUCGUCAACGUCGUGGUGCCUGGGCCACGGGCGGCGAACGGGACCGAUGGCAUAGCCCAGUAUGCGCGAGCGAUUAAGGAGGCUCUCUCCACAGGAGCCUACGUCCAGCUGCAUGUCAUGAUGCCUGUGGAUUUCUCCAAGGCUUCUGAAGAGGGUGAUCUGGGUGAUCUGGCACGCUUUGUCCGGCCAGAAUUUGCUCAGUCGCCUGGUCAGCAGGCACCAACUCUUUUCGCCGCCUGGGACGCGUGGAACACGAUUCGAACCAUCUGUAAAUAUGACAGCAGGCUAUCAGUCGCACUUGACGUCCCAAAACGACUUCCAUCGCUCUCACUGCAGUCAAGAUGGUACUCUGAGCCAGUUCGUAUGCUGAUUCUCUCAGCCAAGUCCUUCAUACCAAACGAGAAGGGCAGCUGGGUACUUCAUAAAACGCUGCAGUUGUUCAUCAUGCGCUGCAUGCGUCUCAAGACGACUCCAUGGGUUCUUCUUGCGGAUAUUGGUCCGAUCCCAGGCGUAGAAGAUCCAGAUGCUGUGUUCGAGUAUAACGGAGGGUAUCUUUCUCCUUCCGCAGCUGCCGAUGCUCCUAGUCCCGGCUUGUCUGUGACUGCGGCACCAACUCCAGCCGAGGCGGCACAAAUACCACAGAGACCUGCAAAGAAGAGCAGCAGUGACCCUACGCCGUAUCUGAGCUACUUACGGUACAUGCAGCGCAACCAACCUACUGCUACUCAGAUCGAGCGCUUUGGUGACAAUUUUCAAGACUACCUCCAGAGCCCUCUCCAGCCGCUUUCGGACAACCUUGAAUCGAUCACAUAUGAGGUCUUCGAGAAAGAUCCCAUCAAGUACGCGUGGUACGAGGAAGCCAUUGCUAGGGCACUGGAGGACUGGCGUGGUCAAGAAAAAUCGACCAGCUCCGAGGAUGGUGCGGUUGUAAUAGCUGUCGUAGGAUCCGGUCGUGGUCCGCUGGUCACCCGAGCCUUGAGCGCGAGCGCACGCACUGGGGUCCCGGUCCGUGUCUACGCGAUCGAGAAGAACCCCAACGCUUAUGUUGUACUUCUGGGUCACAACAAGAACCUCUGGGGCGGCCAGGUCACUGUCGUGAAGACCGAUAUGCGCGCAUGGAAAGGCCCGGUGAAGGCCGAUGGCACCGCCGGCAAUGUUGACAUCUUAGUGAGUGAGCUACUCGGCAGCUUUGCGGAUAACGAGCUUUCACCCGAGUGCCUCGACGGUGUGCAACACGUGCUCAACCCUAAACACGGCAUAUCGAUCCCGUCUAGCUACACAGCGCACAUGACGCCCAUUGCUACGCCUAAGCUCUACGCGGACGUGCUCUCGCGCUCCCACGGCGACUCAAGCGUUUUCGGGAUCCCAUGGGUCGUCAUGUUUUCCCAAUUCGAUUUUCUGUCCAUCCAGCCGAAUCAGUCUCAAAUCGCUGCCCAGCUCUCAGACGGCAGGAAGAUGCGGGACUUUGAUUUGAACCCGCCGCUCGAACCGCUCAUUCACACCGCAUGGGAGUUCACACACCCACAGCCUCCCACGGUUCUUGCCCAGUCAUCCCUACGCCGCGGAGGCUCAGCCGUCGGCGGCGGAGGCGGCUUCCUUGGCGGUGACGGCGCGAACGAGCACAACUACCGACACUGCAAGGUCACGUACCCGAUCCAAGAGCAGGGUGUGUGCCACGGACUCGCUGGGUACUUCGAGACGGUGCUGUACAGCGGGUCACAGGGCCCAGUCGAGCUGAGCACAAACCCGGUCACCAUGGAGGCGAAGAGCAAGGAUAUGAUCUCGUGGUUCCCCAUCUUCUUUCCAUUAAGGACCCCGGUCCAUCUCCCAUCAAACUCGGAGCUCGAAGUCAGCAUGUGGAGGCAGACGGACGACCGCAAGGUGUGGUACGAGUGGCUUGUGGAGGCGUUUGCGACGGUCGGUGGUCAGCGGAUUCGCUUGGGAGUUUCGGACCUGCACUCCAGUAAGAGCCAUGGGUGCUUGAUGUAGACGUGGCGUACUGCUCGUGCACUUCCUCUACUGGCAUCUGCAGAGAGACUGUGGUCCUGCCAUAGCAUAACGAUACCAUUGAUUCGUGUC
This is a messenger RNA of Paraphaeosphaeria sporulosa, 2638 nucleotides long. Its product is annotated as Skb1 methyltransferase. The record is from RefSeq and is a predicted model, not a curated record. Lineage: Eukaryota; Fungi; Ascomycota; Dothideomycetes; Pleosporales; Didymosphaeriaceae. The transcript has 4 exons. Gene Ontology annotation, biological process: regulation of DNA-templated transcription; peptidyl-arginine N-methylation. Bases 155 to 2548 code for a protein of 797 amino acids. Gene Ontology annotation, cellular component: cytosol; nucleus.